AUGUCAGACUCUGAGGACUUGGAUCUCUCCCUUGACUCUGUCUUUCCAGAACCGCCUCGGCCUCCUACACCAGAACCAACCACGUCGACGUACACACGAGAUUCGCGAUAUGUCAGGAAUGAUGCAGAUUGGACAGAGAUUAGAAUAAGACUUGUCGGGGAUCAUCCUCUAUGGGGACACUACCUGUGGAACGCCGCGAGAUCAUUCGCAACAUAUCUCGAUUCUCAUCCGGAGAUGUAUAAGGACAAGAAUGUCCUGGAAUUGGGGGCCGGUGGCGCACUACCCAGCCUCGUUACUGCCAAAAAUGGCGCUGGUGCUGUGGUUAUCACGGAUUACCCUGACAAAAGCCUCAUUGAAAACAUCGACUACAACGUCCAGAGUAAUCUGACCAGCGAGGAGCAAAAACAUGUAUCGUCCAAGGGAUACAUUUGGGGCCAGCCAACCUCCGGGCUUCUGGACUGCGAACAACCAAAAUUUGACCUCGUCAUUCUUUCUGACCUUAUUUUCAACCAUUCUCAGCACGAUGCUCUGCUGUCGACAUGCGAAAGCGUCAUUCGGAGUGAUGCUUCGCAGGUGUUGGUAUUCUACAGCCAUCACCGCCCACACCUGGCUCACCGGGACAUGUUAUUUUUUGAGAAGGCGAAGGAGAGGCAAUGGGAAGUAGAGAAAGUGGUUGAGGAAAAGUUUCCCCCGAUGUUCCCUGAAGACCCGGGUGACGAGGACGUGCGAGCUACAGUGCACGGUUGGCGUCUUACCAGAACAGGCGGCAUGAAGACGACCUAA
Molecule: messenger RNA, 783 nt
Organism: Coprinopsis cinerea okayama7#130
Lineage: Eukaryota; Fungi; Basidiomycota; Agaricomycetes; Agaricales; Psathyrellaceae
Product: nicotinamide N-methyltransferase
Exons: 7
Coding region: 1-783 (260 amino acids)
Biological process (GO): peptidyl-lysine dimethylation
Molecular function (GO): protein-lysine N-methyltransferase activity
Source: RefSeq, a predicted model, not a curated record